AUGGCUGCUAAACCCGCGAUUCUCUUUAUUUCAGAGCCUAAUCGGGAAUCGAAUAUAUACAAGACAGCGAUAAAGAAGAACUUCCAGAUAUUUCAUCACCAGUUUGAAUCGAAAGAUCCCGAGUCUUUUCUGCAGUACUUACAUGAUACGUUUGACGAGGAUAAAGCACCACUUACAGCCAUCUACGGGGGGUACCCCUGUUUCAUGCCAAUUGGUGGGCUAACAAGAGAGAUUCUUGAACAUGAGUAUUUCCCAGCAAAUACAUUGAGAUGUAUUACCGUUUGUUCUCGAGGAAUAAAUGGUAUUGAUCUCGAAGCCUUGUCCGAGUUUGAUAUAAAGCUAUUCAACUAUAACGACGACAGUAAAAAUUGUUCUAGCAAUCCUGAAUUGGUCAUGAAACAAGACUUAGUAGGUAACGACGUGGCAGAUUGUGCUCUAUGGCAUGUAAUGGAGGGCUUUCGAAAAUUUUCCUAUCAGCAGCAAUCGCUUCGCGAGCACCCCAAUACGCUCACCAGCCGCUUUCUUCUCACGGGUAAAGAUCCACAGGUACCGCAGUUUGCAUUUGGUCACGAGCUCUCGAAAUGCAUGGUCAAGUCACCUAGAGGCCAGAAAGUUCUAAUUCUUGGAUUAGGUGCCAUUGGAAAGCAGAUCGGACAUAAGUUGCAUCAUGGGCUUGGCAUGGAGGUGCAUUAUACAAAGCGAGCACCAGACACUACAGUGACCUGGCGGUUUCACGACUUUAACGAUUCCUUGUUCGACGAAUUGAAACAGUUUUCGACAAUUAUUGUCGCAUUGCCAGGAACAUCUGAGACAAGGCAUCUGGUGGAUGAUAAAUUUUUGAGCCACUGUUCUGAAGAAUUGAUCCUCGUUAACAUCGGUCGAGGAUUCAUUCUUGAUCAGGUGGCGGUCGACAAAGCACUGAGAGAAAAUAGAUUGCGGCAUUUGGGGAUUGACGUUUUUUACAAUGAGCCAGAUGUGUCGAGAACUCUGGUAGAAGCUGAAGCUAGUGUAACCAUCACACCUCAUAUCGCCAGUAGCACAGAGGAUGUUUUCAACCAAAGUUGCGAUGUUGCACUCAACAAUAUCAUAAAAACAGUACUAGGGCCCCAGAUGAAGCAAGAUUGUAAUUGA
Molecule: messenger RNA, 1131 nt
Organism: Lachancea fermentati
Lineage: Eukaryota; Fungi; Ascomycota; Saccharomycetes; Saccharomycetales; Saccharomycetaceae
Source: the annotation of a GenBank genome assembly